Molecule: messenger RNA, 6629 nt
Organism: Solea solea (common sole)
Lineage: Eukaryota; Metazoa; Chordata; Actinopteri; Pleuronectiformes; Soleidae
Gene: clmnb
Product: calmin b
Exons: 11
Coding region: 2757-5393 (878 amino acids)
Biological process (GO): nuclear migration
Cellular component (GO): cytoplasm; meiotic nuclear membrane microtubule tethering complex; nuclear outer membrane
Molecular function (GO): actin filament binding
Source: RefSeq, a predicted model, not a curated record
GUAUCGGUGUUUGCAGCCUUGUGAGACUGCCCCCUCGCACAAACCAUUGCCUGUGGGUACAGCAAGGCUGCAGAAAGCAACCCAAAGAAUGAAAAGGCGUGACUUCUGGAGCAACAGGAGCUUCACGUGCGAUGUUCUUUGGACAGGAUCCUGCUUUCCACGGAGGUGGUGCCCCAUUUUCCGUGGCUAUCACCUUUCUUGAGGCAGGUAGAGAAAAAAACCUUGCAGCUGGAUAUUGUUUGCAGCAGGAGAAGCUCUUCCUGCCGGGCACUAUCAGCUGUCACAGUAACAUCUAUCAUUUUGCUCUUACCCCCUCACUCGUACUACUUUAUUUUAAAAAUUAAUUCCCUCAUUUGUCGCUCACAUUAUCUCCAGAAAUGUCUGUCGAAGCCUGUUGAGUACCCCCCUCUUUUGGAGGCUUGAAGUCAAACCCUGCUUUUAACUCAAGUUUGUCUUCUGUCUUUGCAACACAAUUAGAUAAUCGAUACGAGUAAUCAAUGGUAAAGAGAUGAUACGGGUACAAGAGGCAUUGGUCUAGUCAGUCAAUAAUCUAUCUCAGCUGUAGGUCAAAUAGUCUUGUGAAAAACUUCCACCACUUCAGCUGUUGCAGACCAGCUGAUGAUGCCACAUUCACUAUCUUUCAACGUCAACCACGUGCAGCAGUCCUCAUCUGUUCAGUACUUCAGUGUGCUGCUGUGAUUUAUGAACAGUGUCAUUCAUAAGCUGCACAUUUCUCCGGGGGAUUCUCUUCUCUGUUGGAAGAUGAUUUUUUGUUAAUCACAUUUUAGAUUUAUUGAUGUUCUCUUGUGAGGGUGAGGCAGGAAUGGCACAGAAUUCUAUUGUAUAUAAUAUUGUAAAAAGUCAUGUUCAUAUGGCAACUCAUUUCAAGGAAUCGCAUUAAACCCUAACAUGUGGGCAUAUGUCUACUAUUAUUAAAUGCUUUUACUUCAUUUUGUCUGACGUAGAUUUCCAAAGUGAUAAAUUACACAAGUGUGUCCAGUAUCUAUCUAUCUAUCUAUCUAUCUAUCUAUCUAUCUAUCUAUCUAUCUAUCUAAAUGUAGCACAAACAGUAAGGACAUUUGUGUUAGGUGCAUUAUUUGCUGUGCAACAAUGCCUCUUGGUAAUUAAUCUCAUACCAUUGGAAAGUAUGUUUAUUUCCCUUUUAAAUGGUGCCACAUUUUUAAAGAAUAUGCAUUUGUGGGAUGAGCAGCAGAGUUGGGUAUGUGGAUUGCACCCAUGAAGUAUGUUCCACAUCUUCUCUGCCAAUUCCAAACAGCUUAUUCUGCUAUCAACUCUAGUUUUGGGCUUCUGGGACAAUCUGACAAUCAGGUGCCUGCAGUCCUGACCUCAGCCCUUAUUAGGACUUAUUAGGGCUUAAGCUUGGACGUGCUGUUCUGCCAGAGUGACCAACACAACCACAUUGGCUGACUGGUUGAAAAAUGGGAUGCCAUCCAACAGCAGUGUGUGAGGAGGUGCCAGGCUGUUGUGGCUGCUGUGUACAGUUCUUCAUUACUACUACUGAGGCCCCUUUUGUUAAAUGAAUAAAUUGUUAAAUUCCCAAUAUGUCUUAUUUCUUCAGACUUCAGUCAUCCAAUCCAAUAAACGACACCAAGCAAGAGUCAAUAGCAGAAUAAGCUUUUUGGCAUCGGCAGAGAAGGUUUGGAAAGUUUUUCAUUGGUGCAAUCCACAGUCAACUCUGCUGCUCAAUCUACAAAUGCAUUUUCCUUACAAAUGUUACACUAUUUAAAAGAGAAUACACAGACUUUCCAACUGUAUAAGAUUAAUUGCCAAGAAGCAAUUAUGAAAUAAUCACAAAUUUCCUUACUUUUUGUGCAAAGUUAAGAUCGAUAAACCAUGGGGUGGAGUAGACUGAAAACUUUUAUUAUACAGUGUAACUUUUUACGAGUUCUUAAAAAAUAAUAACUUAUAUACUUUUAAAACAAAGUUUUAUUGUGCUAGAAUGUCUGUAACGCGAAAUGUAAUAAAAUAUGUAAUAACGAUUCUCACUCAUGCUGUGAGUAAGAGGAUCAGCAUAAAAAGACUGGCAGAGAGAACUGUUUUAUUUAUUUAAAACCUCAUGUAUCUGCUGUGCUACAGGGAUUUUCUUUAUUCAUCUUUUUUUGUAUAAUAUCAUGUACAUGCCACAUGUGACAUAUAAUGCAGUGUAUGUAAAACUGAGCUGGAGUUUUUUGAUUAAAAUUAAUGAAACAAAAGUCAAUGAGAAUAUGCUUUUUUAAAAAUGAGACUUUAGAGGAGAUUUGUACGAAGAUAGUGAGUUGUAGGCCACAUUUAGUGACACGUCGGGAUGUUUGUAACACGUACUAUGGCCCUGCUGGAGGAUCACAGCCAAUCAGUUGUACAGUCGACAAGCAGAUUGCAGAUAUAAUCCAGAGCCAGACUGUUCAAUGCUUUAAAACAAGUAUAAAAUCAAGUCUGGAACCCACAGAUACCCAGUGAAGGUUUGGUGCAGUGUGGUGUGGUCACUUCUCUUUUCAGUUUGUGUUAAAGUCUUAGCAUUAGUUAUUUGUAUAAGUUGUAAUCUUUGUAUGUUUGGCUUCCUGAUACCAGAAUAAAGUGCAGUGCAAAAAUGGAAUCUGUACAAGAUAAUUAGAUGGUGAGAGCUGAUGGUGACAAGGCCUCUGAGUCACUCUGAGCUGGUUUAUUACAGGUUUCUGCACGAUAGCUACACAACCAGUCACCUAACAUUGUGUUCCCAGCUGAUUCUUUCAUGUUUAUUAUUUUAAAAACCCAACACAAUGUGCAGCUGUCUCCACAGACAAUGUGAGCUACAGCCUGCCAACAGGAUUCAACUCAGGCUGAGUUUUCUCGGGGGGGAAGUGGAGCCAGAGCUGAUCCACACCUCAGAGGAAUCAUAUGGAGGGAUCAGCGACCAGCAUCAGCCUCAAGAUGAGAGGAAUGCGGCGCAGACGAGAACCUUCACCAGGUGGAUGAAUGUGUUUCUGCAGAGAUGUGACCCUCCACUUGAAGUGCACAACCUGUUCACAGACAUUCAGGAUGGCAGAAUACUCAUGGCCCUGCUGGAGGAGCUGUCUGGCUGCAAAUUACUUUACAGGUUUCGGUCGUCUUCACACCGCAUUUUCAGACUCAACAACAUUUCCAAGGCCCUGGCUUUCCUGGAUGAUAGACACGUGAAGCUGCUUGGCAUUGAUGCCUCCAGUAUCGCUGAUGGAGUUCCUUCUGUUGUUCUUAACCUCAUCUGGAACAUCAUCCUUCACUUCCAGGUAAAGAAGUUGACGACGGGCCUUCGGAGGUGUUUGCCUUCCAGCCUCUCGUCUUUACCAGAGAGCAGUUACUCCCCCUCCCCUGACCUCUCUCUGCAGCCAGAUGAUGUUGGCAGCUACUCCUGCAACACCUUGCCAAGCAAAAGCAGAAAGGCUGCCAACGAGCCAAAGUACCACGGAAAAGCUAUCAAGACUCUUCUGCAGUGGGUCCAAAGAUGCACAUCAAAGUUUGGGGUGGAGGUAAAUGACUUCGGGAAGAGCUGGAGAAGUGGUCUGGCAUUCUUAGUUAUGAUUAAGUCGAUAAACCCAGACUUGAUUGACCUGAGGGAGAGUCUGUCCAUAGAACCACAGGAAAACAUUCAGCAGGCCUUCACCAUCGCCCAUCACUGUCUGAAUAUAACGCCUCUGCUGGAGCCUGAAGACGUGACACAGACGUCACCAGAUGAGCAGUCCAUCAUCACUUACGUGUCCAUGUUCCUGGGGCACUGGUCAGACACAGACGAGGAUCCUUUGAUGGAUACUGAGGUUCCUGAGAUCCCUAACUUUGGCUCUCUUGAGUCAGUCAGCCUUGGAGACACCUGUGCUGACAGCGCAGAGGCUCAAGCUCUGCUCAGAGGUUUGGAGAAGAGCAGUGAGCAGCUCCUGUGGAGGCAGUGGUCCACAAGAUCCUCGGGGAGCGCACGUGCCUCCUCGCUCCACACGAAGGAAGCGGUUUCAUCUGACCUCUCCCCCAGCGACAGUGACGCCCUCUCAUCUCGUCAUGGCCAAAAUAUCACUGAGCAAUCUGCAGCCAGUGCUGCCACCUCACCUUUCCCCAACAAGAGAGGAAGGUGUCGAGGCAUUUUGCAGCCGCCCAGUCCAAUGGAUGCAAGGAUAGUCAGCCCGGAGAUCCGAUCAUGGAUGGAAAAAGGGUCAGAUCAGGUCAACAGCAAGCCAAGAGUUAACUUUUCUUUGAGUUCAGAGGAAGGGAUCUACAGCUUAUCAGUGCUGGACUCAGACGAGGAGGAGGCCUACAGCUACAUCCUGGAUCUGAACAAAGAGGUUUUCCAGCCAUAUAAUCAGCCAAAGAGACAAGUAGCAAGAGUGGAAGAGGAGACAGUGGAAGAAAUGUAUGCAGAGUCAAAGUCCUCGGAGGGAAGUGGGAUGUUAAAUGGUCAGGAAGCCCCCUCUGUGCAAAAGACAGAUUCGGAUCUUGAAUCUGCAGUCAAGGCCCAGUCUCUGUCUCACAGGAAGUUUGAUUUGGACACAAGAGGAAAUAGUUCCAGAGCGAUGACAAACAAUAGACUUGUGUUUGAUGUGCAGCAAGAAGAUGAAAGCACGAGCAAAGAGGAACCAGGGGAGGAGAGAGUUGUUAGAGGGCAGAUUAAUGAUUCUGGUGAUUCUGUUGACAGAGAGAAGGAGGAGGAGACAGAGGAUGCUCAGCCGGUGACACAUGGAAAUGAUAAAGCAGAGGCUCCAGAUAAAAGAGAAAAAGCAGAGAUUUAUAAAAUUUCUCGCUGGCAGAAUGAGGUUGAGAAAGAGACUGUCAAAGAAGUUGUUGUAAAAAAUGUGCAAGUGAAUAAGAAGAGGGGAGUUAAUGAAGAGGAAGAUGAACAUUCAGCAUUUGUGAAAGGGCAGGACAGACAAGAAGAGGGUAAUAUUAUGAAGGAAGAAAAGGGAAUUCAAGAAAGCUUUGUGGUUAAAGAGGGUUUUGUGGCAAAUGAUAAAAUAUUAAGUGCCGAGGUUGUAUGUGAAGAAGACGAAGUAGAAGAGGGAAAAAAGAACCAGAAAGACACUUUUCCCCAAACAGAAGCUUUAGCCAAGAACAAACAGGAGUACACAGUCAAAGUCACACGAUCAAUGGACUUUACAACAGCAGAAGAAAAAGACACAGAACUGAAGAUUAGGAAGUGUAAAAUAACUGAAGAGACGACAAGAACCAAAGAUCAUCUGGAGGGAACGACCUCAGACAGUGGCACUGAUGGAGUUGUCAUUCCUGCUGGUGAUAACAGCAGCAGAACAACAAGCUCUCACUCAUCCAGUGGUGAGGGAGGAUUCAUUCUUCAGUCCUCUGCAGCCUCCUGUGACAUAACCCCAUUAGAGCUGCAAAUUCUCUUAGCCCUGUGGAUCCUGCUCUACUGCUGCUUCAUCCUGCCUGAAAUGAACCUCUGAGGCCCCCUGCUGUAAAGCCUUCUUAUUAAGCUAUGCUUAUUAGCCCAGUUUCCACUAAUGAGCCAAACAGGGACACUUAGGGCUGCGUUGACUCUUUAUCUGUGUCACUAAAUUUCCCUCAAGGCAAAAUUUAAUGAUUAUGUUUGCCUCUUGCUGCCAGCAGAUAUAAUUUGUCACUUGGGCUAUAGUCUCAGAUAAACACACUGUUUUCUGUUGUCGCACAGAUUUUCAGCUGCCCGCUCACACACUGCACACAUGUUGUUUUUUGUGUGUUUUUGCUGAACACACGUCCAAGAUGCUUUAGUUUAUUUGCUUUAAUGGCAGAAUUGCUCCACAUGGUGGCACUGCAGCAUCACAGCGGGACAUGUCUGGCAUGACGGACUGUCUAUAUAGCAGUUUGCUGCCUGCUGGGUAUUCCAUAUAGGGCUUGUUGUUUAAUUAGAAGCUGUGUUGACACGGUGAGAUUAGGCUCAUAAUAUUUAAUGAGCACUUUGACAUUUCUUAGACUCACUUGCUGUGUUGAAGUAAAAGUUCACCAACAAUCCAGACAUUUUCUCUGACAUUUUUAUGACUUUUGUGAUAAAUGAUAAAGCAGGCGCUUGCUCUGUAUUAUAUCGCUCCUGGUUCCGUCGUAUAAAACAAUACUGUGUUCAUAGGAUUUUACUUUGUGAAGCACAUUAUGAUGGAAAACCUCAAUGUGCACCGUAAAGGUCCAGUGUGUAAGAAUUAGUGACAUCUAAAGGUGAGAGUGUAAGAAACAGAAGAGCAUCAGUGUACUUUGAAUUAGAUCCCUGCGUUGGAGCCUGAGGGGCCCGACAGCUCGAGGGCCGGGCUUCAUUCCAAUUACCACACCAUUACCUCGGACUCUGAUCGGACUCUGGCUUUUUUUUUUUCCACUGAGAAAAGAUGUGUUUGUGUUUCAACUUCAACCAAUUUAAACGGCGACAGCUCCCCCUCCCCCGCUCCCCCAGAUACAUCAAUAAUGUCAUCAAUACAACAUCAGUGAAGAAGUUUGGAGAUGGCGAAAUUAAUACAAUAGAGAACUAGAGGGGAAAGGCUAAUAAUCUAUUUAACAACCCAAAAAAUGCUUCAAACACUUUUCUAAAUAAACUUAAUAUUGAAGGAAAUUAAAUAUACCUACUUAAUUUAAAGUGUCCUGAUAAGGUCAGAGGUCUUUGACUGCACCUGUGCAUCAAGUCUCAGUCAUUAAGUUAAAUAAAUGAAUUGCCUAUUUAA